GGAUGGGGGGUGUUCGUGCGAGAUGCAGUAGAGAAGAACGAGUUCAUUCAAGAGUACACGGGAGAGCAGAUGUCACAGGAGGAAGCGGAUAGGCGAGGAAAGAUUUACGACAAGAGAAAUUCGAGCUACAUCUUCAACCUUAACAAUCAGACUGUCUUGGAUGCCAUGAGAAAGGGAAACAAGACUCGCUUUGCGAAUCACAGCAAUUCUCCAAAUUGCUUUGCAAAGAUCCUUCUUGUCAGGGGGGAUCAUCGAAUUGGCAUCUUUGCGAAACGACGAGUGGAGGCAGGAGACGAACUUUUCUACGACUACCAUCAC
Molecule: messenger RNA, 318 nt
Organism: Guillardia theta CCMP2712
Lineage: Eukaryota; Cryptophyceae; Pyrenomonadales; Geminigeraceae
Exons: 5
Biological process (GO): chromatin remodeling
Molecular function (GO): histone methyltransferase activity; protein binding
Source: RefSeq, a predicted model, not a curated record